UGGUCCUGGAGCAGAUGAGCGCAGAAUAUUUAGGCGAAAGCGCGAGGAGGGAGGGGAGCGCGGGGCAGGAGGAGUAUCUCGGCCCAGAAAAUUAUGCAUGCGUUAGGGAAGCUCUGAGAGAAUGGCUGUGGAAGCUCUCCACUGCGGUUUGAACCCACGGGGUAUCGAUCACCCUGCCUGUGCUGAAGGUAUUAAACUGCAGAUUGAAGGUGAAGGUGUUGAUUCUCACUCUAUUAAAAACAAAAAUUUCCAGAAGGUGCUUGACCAAAAAGGAACCCCCAAGCAACUUCAGGCAGAAGCCGAGACGGCUAAGUCGGCUACGGUGAAGCUGUCCAAACCAGUGGCUCUGUGGACUCAGCAGGAUGUCUGCAAGUGGUUGAAGAAACAUUGUCCGAAUCAGUAUCAGAUCUACAGUGAGUCAUUCAAACAGCAUGACAUAACUGGGCGAGCCCUGCUGAGACUUACAGACAAAAAGCUUGAGCGGAUGGGGAUUGCCCAGGAGAGCCUCCGGCAGCACAUCUUACAACAGGUGCUCCAGCUGAAGGUGCGAGAAGAAGUCAGAAACCUACAGUUACUCACACAAGAUCAAGUAAAUGCACGAAACCCCAUAACGUAUGACAUGGUUUCCCAAACCACAGCCCUGUCAUAGGGCUGAAUGCCAAUCCAGGGAUCCAGUUUUCCCCUUCCUUUCGUGCAACUUCUCCUAUCCCUGAGAUGGAUAUCUUCCACGCUCUGCAAAAAAAAAAAAAAAAAAAAAAAAAAAGGAAGGACGUUUCAAGAAUAC
Molecule: messenger RNA, 784 nt
Organism: Kogia breviceps (pygmy sperm whale)
Lineage: Eukaryota; Metazoa; Chordata; Mammalia; Artiodactyla; Physeteridae
Gene: SAMD12
Product: sterile alpha motif domain containing 12
Biological process (GO): cell surface receptor protein tyrosine kinase signaling pathway
Cellular component (GO): cytoplasmic side of plasma membrane
Molecular function (GO): protein binding
Source: RefSeq, a predicted model, not a curated record